AGACUUAGAUUCGUCUCAAUGUAUACAUAGUACUUCGUAAAUACUUCAUUCGAUUUUUGACGUCACCUCGAAACUAGCUUAUGUAAUGAGAUCACAUUAAAAAAAAAAGGGGCAUUCUUUCAAGUCUAGACAGUUGAACUUGAACACGAGCAAAGGAGCUACCACAACCUACUGAAAAUCAACAUUCAUGCCCUCCAUGAACAACGGCAAAAGCAUUAGGGUUUUGUGCCCUAAACUCAUCCUCCCCAGAACCAACGAUGAACCUCUUCAAUGGCUAAUCGGAUCACCAUUUUUCCCUCAAUUCACCAUCGUUUCCACCGUCCGAUGUCUUCACUACUCGCCGUCCGAUUCUCUCUCUCCUGAUUUCUCCAAAGAGGUAGACGAUCUCAGAUCACUCAUAAUCAGAGGAUUUCAUGUAAUUGGAGCUUUGAUUACUGGUAAAAAUGGUGAUUUGGUACAAUUGGCGAAGCAGGCGAUUACUGCUGCUAGUAAAUUGAAGGAAGUUUUGUAUGAUGGAGAGAAUUUGGGGAAUUUUGAUGUAAUUGGCGGUGUUUCGGGUUUGAGUGGCGAUGAAGUUAAGUUUUUCGUGGCGAAUUCGGGGAAUUUGAUGAAUGUGGAGGUUGUGGAGUGUGUAUUGUAUGAAGAGAAGCCGGAGAAUUAUGUUUGGGAGAGAGGGUGUUUGUUGAAAUGUGAACUUCCUAUUAAAUUACCUGUUUAUUUUCCUGCAAAUAAUGAUUCAGAUGCCAUGGGCAGGUUUUUGCAUGCAAAUGAAGCACUGGCCACUAUGUUCAGAGACCCCCAGCUCACAUUCAUCCUAGAAGCGUUGGACAAAUUCUCAGAUGCCCUACCUCGUCCUGUUGUUGUUCGUGGUUCAGAGUUGGACUUUCAAACAGACAUCUCAGAUAUUAAGCUUUUGGAUGACAUUGCGAAAAAGUCCGAUGGAAAGUCAUUGUGCUGUUCAUACUUCUGUUUAGAGAGAAAACCAGCUGUGGAUGUUGAGAGUGCAGAUACUAUUCAGGUGACUGUCCUCUUAAAUAAAUCGAUUAUAUCUCCUCAAUCUGUUGCGCCGGUGGCAGAAUAUUGUCCUGCUCCAGAGGAAGCCAUACUGAGGGUUGUGGAUUAUAAAUUGGAAGUUAUUUGUUAUGCCGUCAAAGAUCUUCCUCUCUCACAUGCAGUUUCAAAACUAAUGAUUCCUGCCCUACUCGACCAGUUAACAACUAUGAAAAACAUUAUCGCACGUUCUUUCUUAGCUCAGCAUCCUCAGAUACGUCCAUACCACUUCCGUCCCCCUGGAAUUUUGCACCCAAUAACAGCUAUUUAUGAACUGAGUUACGGUGAGACGGAACUGAAGCAAGUUGAAGCAAGGAGGUCUCUUCAUCUUCGGCUGGGUUUACCUUCUGAUCGCCCUCUCUUACGAGUUGCCAAUGCCUUAAAAGUUGCUAAGUCCAUUUCUAAUGAAGGGGUUUCAUCCAAGAAAGGCUAUUCAUUGCUGAAGGAUGUACAUGCUGGCAUUCCUAGUAGUGGGGUUUCUGGGGGUCUUAUGUCUCUGGUUCAAGGUUCUUAUGAAUAUCACCACUACCUUCAAAAUGGCUUUGAUGACUCGGGGUGGGGAUGUGCUUAUCGCUCAUUACAGACCAUAAUAUCUUGGUUCAGACUCCAGCAUUAUACUUCAAUUGAUGUUCCAACUCAUAGGGAGAUACAGGAGGCACUAGUGGAGAUUGGUGAUAAAGAUCCUUCUUUCAUUGGAUCACGUGAGUGGAUUGGUGCCAUUGAGUUAAGCUAUGUGCUGGACAAACUAUUGGGUGUUACCUGCAAGGUCAUGAAUGUAAGAUCUGGAGCUGAACUUCCUGAGAAAUGUCGAGAGUUAGCCUUGCAUUUUGAGAACCAAGGAACACCCAUCAUGAUUGGUGGUGGUGUCCUCGCAUAUACACUUCUAGGAGUUGACUACAAUGAUGCAAGUGGUGAUUGUGCGUUCCUAAUCUUGGAUCCUCAUUACACUGGCGGUGAAGAUCUAAAGAAAAUUGUAAAUGGUGGUUGGUGUGGGUGGAAAAAGGCUAUUGAUAGCAAGGGAAAGAGUUUCUUCUUAGCCGAUAAGUUCUACAAUCUAUUGCUGCCACAAAGACCGAACAUGGUUUAGCUGUCUAUCUGGUAGUGAAAUACAUCGCUUGUGACUCAGAGAGAUAACUACUGCUAGCUUAAAUUAAGUUCCUGGAUCUUUACUGCAUAGAACCACCCUUUUCAUUAGCAACGUUUUGAGGGUUAGCGAAUCUUCCCAGCUCCUAUUAAUUUCAUUAGGCAACAUCAUACUUAGCUAAGACGCUGGUUUUGUACAGUGCCCAAGGUUGUCUUCCAAUUCUUGUACACAAAGCUGUGAGGGAGAUGAGGUUAUAACUUUGGAGAUCUUAUUUGUCUUCAUGUAGAGUUUGGUUCUUCAUGUGCUAUUAUUUAUGUUUCUCUAAAGUUAUGGUAGUACUUACUAUUCAAUGAAAUAGAUAAUGUUAAGUUUCAUAUCAUUGUUGU
Chenopodium quinoa (quinoa) is the source of this 2520-nucleotide messenger RNA. Its product is annotated as probable Ufm1-specific protease. Lineage: Eukaryota; Viridiplantae; Streptophyta; Magnoliopsida; Caryophyllales; Amaranthaceae. The coding region runs from base 188 to 2137 and encodes 649 amino acids. The transcript has 12 exons. The record is from RefSeq and is a predicted model, not a curated record.